UGGCCUAGGAGGCGGGAGGAGGGAGUCUGCCCCCGCUCGCUGUUGCCGUGGUUACGUCCGGGCACGUGUGCAGUCCCGGAAGCGGGUCGGGGAGGAAGCACUGCCAGAUCCGGUUAGGUCGGUCCGGCUGGGCCAUGGAGCUGCUUCCUAAGUCCGCACCCCGGCCCGGGCCAGGCUGUCUUCUGCCUCUCUCCGUGCUGCUGCUACUGAUCGCUCCGGAGCUGGGCCCGAAUGGGGCUCACGCGGAGGAGACCGACUGGGUUCGACUGCCCAGCAAAUGCGAAGUGUGUAAAUAUGUGGCUGUGGAACUGAAGUCAGCCUUUGAGGAAACUGGCAAAACCAAGGAAGUGAUUGACACAGGCUAUGGCAUCCUGGACCGGAAGACUUCUGGAGUAAAAUACACCAAGUCGGACUUGCGGUUAAUUGAAGUCACUGAGACCAUUUGCAAGAGGCUCCUGGACUAUAGCCUGCACAAAGAGAGGACUGGCAGCAACCGGUUCGCCAAGGGCAUGUCAGAGACCUUUGAGACACUGCACAACCUGGUCCACAAAGGAGUGAAGGUGGUGAUGGACAUCCCCUAUGAGCUGUGGAAUGAGACCUCUGCAGAGGUGGCUGACCUCAAGAAGCAGUGCGACGUGCUGGUGGAAGAAUUUGAGGACGUGAUUGAGGACUGGUAUAGAAACCACCAGGAGGAGGACCUGACACAGUUUCUUUGUGCCAACCACGUGCUGAAGGGGAAAGACACCAGUUGCCUGGCAGAGCAGUGGUCGGGCAAAAAGGGGGAUACAGCUGCCCUGGGUGGGAAGAAGUCCAAGAAGAAGAGCAGCAGGGCUAAGGCAUCAGGCAGCGGCAGCAAACAAAGGAAGGAGCUGGGCGGCCUUGAGGGAGACCCUGGCCCCGAAGAGGAUGAGGGCAUCCAGAAGGCAUCCCCUCUCACACACAGCCCACCUGACGAGCUUUGAGCCUAACCCGGAAGUCUCUGCACCAAGAUCCCUGGUCUGGAAGCUAGAGUCCAGGCACGACCUGGCAGGCAAAGACAGCGCUCCCUGGCUGCAGAUUCUCCCCUCCUGGCUUGUGGCUUCUGUCGGGAAGAGAGACAGACAAAGACGCCA
Molecule: messenger RNA, 1112 nt
Organism: Erinaceus europaeus (western European hedgehog)
Lineage: Eukaryota; Metazoa; Chordata; Mammalia; Eulipotyphla; Erinaceidae
Gene: CNPY3
Product: canopy FGF signaling regulator 3
Exons: 6
Coding region: 135-962 (275 amino acids)
Cellular component (GO): endomembrane system
Molecular function (GO): signaling receptor binding
Source: RefSeq, a predicted model, not a curated record